Molecule: messenger RNA, 618 nt
Organism: Saprolegnia parasitica CBS 223.65
Lineage: Eukaryota; Oomycota; Saprolegniomycetes; Saprolegniales; Saprolegniaceae
Exons: 3
Source: RefSeq, a predicted model, not a curated record
GCCGAUCUGCGCGCCAAGAUUCGCCAGCGACCACAAGACGACGAAGAGAAGGGCGUUUUGGCUUCGCGGCCGGCGUGGGCGCUGACCAAGGACAAGGCCGAGAGCAAGCGCGACCAGCAGGACGAAGACAGCGUCGACGACCUCUUGGCGUUCGCCAACAACCUCGACAUUGACACGUUUCUUGGCGACGUCGAGCUCAAGGCCCAAGUCGCGCAGGUCGACGAGCAGCUCGCGCAGCUCCAGGAGCUCGUCAACCAAGAGGAGGCUGACGAGAAAAAGGGCCAAGUCCGCGAGCGCCUCCAGCAGGAGAGCCUCGAGCGGCAGUACCUUAACGCGGCGACGCUCGCGCGGCUGAGUGCGCGUGACGCCAAGGACAACGACGACGACGACGACACCAAGAGCGUGGCGUCGACGGUGCUUUCGGAAUGCAAGUCGAUCCGGUCCGUGCACUCGACCAAGUCUGUGCUCGCACUCACCAAGCGCGCCGAGCAGAAGCUGUCGCUGGACCCGAUCCCGGAGCCGCACGUGGUGACGCACGACGAAGAGAGCGGGACACGGCUCCUCAACAAACACCUCACGAGCAACCUCCCCUACAUGCACCGCAACCCCGCUGUAUAA